Molecule: messenger RNA, 1639 nt
Organism: Nasonia vitripennis (jewel wasp)
Lineage: Eukaryota; Metazoa; Arthropoda; Insecta; Hymenoptera; Pteromalidae
Exons: 2
Coding region: 337-1563 (408 amino acids)
Source: RefSeq, a predicted model, not a curated record
AAUAACAUAAUGAUGAAGAUGGUUCCUUGGGGUAAAGGGAAAUUUUGCUCGGUAAUCAGCGAGUUUUAGAAAAAAUUUUACGAUCUGUAUUUAUAAAUGGCAUUAACUUGAUUGAAAUGGUAUACCAAUUUUUCUUUUAAGAUUUAACAAUUUUCCUCGUCAGUAUCAAGCCAAGAUGUGUAUAAAUAUAAUCGUCAAAUGAUAUGAGAAAUUGAUGCUUCAGCACUCAAGCACGUAUAAAUAUAAUCGUCAAGUAAUAGUUCAUUAGUAUAUGAUUCGAGAAGUUGGUACAGGAGUUUCCUUUCUAUCGUAAGUGAGUAGUCAAGAAACUGAUUAAUGAUGUUCAAAACGACCAUUAUCGCUGUCGGCUUUCUAUUUUGUCUGAUCCUGAAAACCCAUGGAUCUGCGCAAAUUCCGUUCACCAAACAAUGGGACGCCAACUACACAUUCUCGCCUAACGUAGUCAAGGUCAACAAUCGUCUCUUAGUCGUUGGUUUGCAAAAUAACACAGUCGUCGUAAACUCAACUUUCGGUGGUAACCAGUCCAACACUUGCGAGCACGACUUUUUCAAUCCGGACGAAUACACCUUCGAUGAAACGGAAGUCACCGCUCUUGGUAACGGUAAAAUCGUUAUCAACACUGUGUUAACGUCAAAUCAGAGUGAAGGGGUGUCCAACGGACUACCUGCACGCUGGCGCCUGCUCCUCAUCCUGGACCCAUUCGAUUGUUCUACUCUCAAAAAAGUUGAGCUGCGCAAAGAUAAGGAAUUCAGUUUCGAAGCUCUCGUACCUUAUCACGACAGCUUUGAUGUUUUCCAGUACAACAUAUCGGAUGAAAAUGUUGGUGAAUCGAAGAAACCUCAACGUUACAACGACCAAGGCGAACAAAUGCAGCUGGACCACUCCAUCGAUUUGGAGAACGAUUGUUACAUCAUGAAAAUCGAAACGAUCGAACCGUACGAUGCGUCUAAGGGGUACAUUUGUUCCAUUCGCAAAGGUGAUAAUGAAUAUUUCUUGAGGUUUCUUGACUCUAGCUUCGGAAAUGUAAAACAAGUCGCUACUGAUGGAAGUAUUCAAAUCUACACCUGGUCAGCAACUCACGGUGCAGUUAACUACUGUUACACCGACUUCAAGAGAAACAAGGAUGACGCACAUGAAAUAGAAAGUCAAAACGUAUUCUGCAAGCUGAUGGACCCUGAGCUCAAAUCCAAGGCAUUAGUUGAGUUACCGAAUCCCGAUAAUGUGAUCCGCAUUUAUGACAUCAUCGCAAUUAAUCUACCGGAUGGCGGAGCUUUAGUUAUAGUAGACGAAGACGACAUUCGCGCGAUGGAGCGUGAUCCGAUGAAGAUCCGCGUACACCACAUCAAUGCCGAUGGAACUGUGCGAGAACCAGCCGAUAUCUUAGCAGAAAAAUCUCUGUUCUAUCGUUACUAUGUGACAGACGCAAUUUUAUUGAAUGACGAGCUUUGUUUUGUCAAUGCCGGAUCGUUCUUAUCUCACGAACAGUUCAAUCCUGAAAAGAAUCAUGUUUGGAUUGAUUGUGUCCAAGUUUCGAGUUUGUAAAAAAAAUAUUUUUAUUGUAUAAAAAUCUUUGUCUCUGUAAUAUUUAAAAUAAAAUAAAUAAAUUAUAUUAUGAAUA